AUGCUGAUUGCCAAGGCGGUUGUGGUUUGCUGGAUCGUCUACGCAGUCCAAAAGAGUCGCGAAUCGGCCGAGUUUGCAAACCAGUACGAGGCCGCAACCUCCAAGAUCAUUGAAAGCUACGAAGGCAUUGUUCACAAGAUGGGCGCCAUUGGUGGUCUGGGAGUGCAGCUCACCUCGCAAAGUGUCGAGGAGGGCACUCCUUUCCCCUUCGUCUCGCUACCACACUUUCACUUACGCGCGCAGAAUGCAAAAGAUCUUUCUGGUGCACUCGCGGUUACCAUUAAUCCUGUAGUACAUGCCCAUCAAUUCCAAAAGUGGGAUGAGUUUGUCAACGACCCACACAAUAAUGCAUGGAUCAAGGAGAUCUCUGACUACCAGGACGCAUUGGGCAUUAAUCAGUUUGGAGAUGAUACGUACGAUCAGCAACGAAGAAUCGUUUCCAAUCGAACGGUUGAUGUCAUGCGCUACUUUAAUGCAUCAAGUAUGCCCGUCCCAGAAGAUGGCCUCUCAGAGAGCUACUAUCUUCCCCAGUGGCAAGGCAGUCCCUUGGCACACAAUGGCAACCGUGUCAACGUCAACUCACUACGCCAACCCCAACUUCGUGACGCGUCCUUUUGGAUUUUGCAGCACAAGACGGCCUUUGUCGGCUCCUUUCUGGUCGGCAAACCAGGUACCAUAUCGAAUCCACAUCCAGUGACGUCGCUCUUGGCCUUUCUCAUGAGUGCCAAACAAAUGAAAGAAGUAUCCUACGAGGGCGAUCCCUUAUCACCAGUGCACUUCCCCAUCUUUGACAGCUUUCAAAUGAGUAGUCGCAGAGUCGUGGCCAUGAUGUCAGUCUACAUCCAUUGGGCAUCCUACCUCCAGAACAUACUUCCUUCCAUCAGUAACUGCAGUCUCUAUGUUGUCCUUGAAAACUCGUGUCAAGGACCUGCUAGUCCGCGCCAGUUCACUUACAUUGUACAGGCGAAGUCGAGACACAUUCCUCGUUUCGUUUCUGGUAAUCUCGUUCGUAUGAUGGGUAGUGGGAACUGAUGUCGAAGUUUCCCCGUUGCUGCUUUGCUCGACGUCGUCAUUGUCAUUCCCGCCGACCCUCGACGAGGAGUAGCUCGACGAGCUCCCGUCGUUGAUUUGGGCAUCUUCGUUCUCGACUUUACCAGUAGCCACCAUCAUGAUUGUCUUUUGGUUCUUCGAAUGGGAUCAAGAGAGUAUCA
Seminavis robusta is the source of this 1211-nucleotide messenger RNA. The record is from the annotation of a GenBank genome assembly. Lineage: Eukaryota; Bacillariophyta; Bacillariophyceae; Naviculales; Naviculaceae.